Molecule: messenger RNA, 2477 nt
Organism: Gavia stellata (red-throated loon)
Lineage: Eukaryota; Metazoa; Chordata; Aves; Gaviiformes; Gaviidae
Gene: LMOD2
Product: leiomodin 2
Exons: 3
Coding region: 446-2077 (543 amino acids)
Biological process (GO): pointed-end actin filament capping; myofibril assembly; muscle contraction
Cellular component (GO): striated muscle thin filament; myofibril
Molecular function (GO): tropomyosin binding; actin binding
Source: RefSeq, a predicted model, not a curated record
UUUCCAGCCCCUGUGGCAGCUCAGGAUUAAAUGGAUUUUCAUUGUUCUUUCUCUACUGCAGUUUGGACACGAAGUCGGUGUAAAUGCGCCCCGGGGGUUUUAUUUGCUGCUGCCCCCCCGUUCCUGAGGCUCGUAUUCUCCCGCUAGCCGCCUGCUCUAAAUAUGGCCAUGGCCAGUAUGUCAAUAAUCCCCCUCUUUAAGGGAUCUGCAAACACUAGUGUUGGGACAUUCUUGCUGUUCAGAUGUCUAGCUGACGUCUGAUGCUUAAAACGGAGCAUGCUUUCAUCCCUUCGUGCAUUGUCGUAACCCCCCGAUGAUUACUCUUAAAAGGGUGCCUCAGCUACACAGGGAAACAGUUGCUGACCACACGAGACACAGCUUGCUUGCUUCAGCUACUUGAAUGCCUAGUCACUUCAGGUUUGUAUCAGCCUGACCAAGCGGGACCAUGUCUACCUUUGGCUACAGAAGAGAGCUCAGUAAAUAUGAAGACAUUGACGAAGACGAGCUCCUUGCUUCUCUCACUGAAGAGGAGCUGAAGGAGCUGGAGCGGGAGCUGGAGGACAUAGAGCCUGACCGUAACCUUCCGGUGGGACAACGGCAGAAGAGCCUGACGGAGAAAACACCGACGGGGACUUUCAGCCGGGAAGCACUGAUGGCCUAUUGGGAGAGGGAGACCAGGAAACUCUUAGAAAAAGAGAGAUUGGGUGCGUGCGACAAGGAUUCUGAGCAAGACGACGACAAUUCAGAAGACAUUCAAGAAGAAUAUUUCACAGAAAGCAAUAGUGAAGUGUCUGAGGAGGCAUAUACUGAAGAGGAGGAUGAAGAAGAAGAAGAUGAGGAAGAAGAUGAAGACGAGAGUGAUGAUGAGGAUGAGGAAAAGCAAAAUGCUGCAGCUGGUGAAAGACCUGAGGAUGGCAGGAGUUCUGACCACAUCAGACGCAAAAAAUGUAACAGCACAAAGGACAAUGAAAGCUUACUCAAUGGCCAUGAUGGAAAAGACAGCGAUAAUCUGAGCUUAAAAAGCAGUGCCAUCCACCCUUGUGGAAAUCCAACGGUUAUUGAGGAUGCUUUGGAAAAAGUUAGGAGCAAUGACCCUGACACCACAGAGGUCAAUCUGAACAACAUUGAAAACAUUACUUCACAGAUGCUUAUACAAUUUUCUCAAGCCCUGAGGGACAACACAGUGGUUAAGUCGUUCAGCUUGGCUAACACGCAUGCUGACGACAAUGUCGCAAUAGCUAUUGCUGGUAUGUUAAAGGUAAAUCAGCAUAUAACUAGUCUGAAUAUUGAGUCAAAUUUUAUCACAGGCAAAGGAGUGCUGGCCAUCAUGAGAGCUUUGCAGAAUAACAAGGUUCUAACAGAACUGCGAUUCCACAAUCAAAGGCACAUCAUGGGCAGCCAAGUGGAAAUGGACAUAGUUAAACUGUUGAAAGAGAACACCACUCUGGUCAAGCUUGGAUACCACUUUGACCUUGCUGGCCCAAGAAUGAGCAUGACAAGUAUCCUGACAAGAAAUAUGGAUAAACAAAGGCAAAAGCGUAUGCAGGAGCAGCGGCAACAAGAGUCUGGUUGUGAUGGAGCCAUCAAUCCAAAGACCAAAGUCUUGCAGAAGGGGACACCUCGGUCCUCACCUUAUGUGUCACCUAAGAGCUCACCUUGGUCCUCUCCAAAGCUCCCUAAGAAAGCACUGCCAGUGAAAAGUCAGCCUCCAGCUCCUGCACCCCCACCUCCCCCUCCACCCCCACCUCCUCCUCCUCCCCCGGUUAUUCCAGAGAAAAAGGCACCAACCAGGAAUAUAGCUGAAGUCAUCAAACAGCAAGAAAGCUCAAAAAAAGCCUUACAGAAUGGACAGAAAAAGAAAAAAGGCAAAAAAAGCAAAAAACAUGAGAACAGCAUAUUGAAAGAAAUUAAAGAUUCUCUAAAAUCAGUCUCGGACAGAAAAUCAGAGGAAGGUUCACGACCCUCCACCCGUCCCUCCACCCCACAAAGGUCUCUCCAUGACAACCUUAUGGAAGCAAUUCGGGCAAGCAGCAUAAAGCAAUUAAAGCGGGUGGAGGUACCAGAAGCCCUUCGGUGAAAGCCUGAACGACAGAAGAAGCAGAGCACUGCAAUGGUCGAGGGGAGGCUACUCAUCCAUUCACUGGUGGUAACAUAGACUGUCUAGCAAGCUGCUUCCAAAGUACACUCUUAGAUUCAAACCAUUUCUCUUUUAUUUCAAGAAAUAAACCCGCUAAAUAUGAAACAAUGCUUUAAGGAUACAUUUCCCUUAUGAUCUGUAAAUAUGGAAAUAAUUUUCUUUUUUAUUUAAUGAGAUUUCUAUUGAGAAAUUGCUGCUUAUUUAGAUAUUCUUUUCAAUAUCUGAUUGCACCCCACUGGACAAGUUCUUCACACUGAGAUGUAAUAGUUUACCAACCUGUGGUUUCUUCUUUUUUUGUUUUUCCCAUGAAUUUACAAUAAAUGUGGUUUGAAGCUUUCAA